CCCAAUGCCAUUUUCCCAUAUUACCCUUCCUUCAAGUAACCAAAACCUUCACACCCAAUAACCAUUUGCCACGUACACAUCUUACCCGCCAUAAAACGGUGGGCGAAAUUUCAGUACAAGUUUAACUUCAAAACCCCUGAAACCAAUUUAAAACCCCACCUGACUUCACAGAUUCCCAUUUUCACUUCCUCUCUUUUUCCUGUUUUGAUUUGUUCUGUUCGAGGUAAUUGAGAUGGGAUACAAUACAAUGAAGUAAACUAAACUCUUUCAAGUAGGAUAACUGACUGCUCACUCGUCAUUAUCAUCAUCAAAUUCUUUUUUAGACUUAAUCACUAAGAGAAAUUUCACUAACCAAAUCUGAUACAUUUCUUGGAAUCCAAACAUAAAACCGUUCUUUCAUUUUGUUUUCUCAUUUUCAAGAGAAAUGGAUGCAAGAGAUGCACUGCAACAUGGGCAUUCAAACAUUUUAAUGGGGUCCUUUUCUUUCGCUGGCAAUACCACCAUGAUUCCGCCUCCGUCUUCCGCAGCAGAUGCCGCUAGCAGGUUCCAGUUCAACUCUCUGGCCCCACCGUCUCCAUCACCGUCACAAUCACAACCUCGUCCUCACUCUAGGCUGCUUGAUUCGCUUACUGCUGCCAACCCUUUUGAUGGAUUACAGUCUUCGAGGGCAGGUGGUGCGGGGUUUGCCAUUGAUUCUUCCAAGAAGAAGCGUGGCAGGCCAAGAAAGUAUGCCCCCGACGGCAACAUUGCCCUCAGACUAGCUCCCACCGAGUCGCCAGCUUCACAUAGGGGAGAUUCUGGUGGUGGGGGUGACACGUCAGCAUCCGAGCCUCCGGCUAAGAGGAACCGGGGCCGGCCACCGGGUACGGGGAAAAGGCAGCUGGACGCAUUGGGAGGAGUUGGAGGGGUGGGUUUCACCCCUCAUGUCAUUACAGUGAAAGCCGGCGAGGACAUAGCAGAAAAAUUAAUGGCAUUUUCACAGCAAGGACCUCGGACAGUAUGUAUUCUCUCCGCAAAUGGUGCCAUCUGCAAUGUUACCCUUCGCCAACCUGCAAUUUCUGGUGGUACUGUGACUUAUGAGGGACGAUUUGAAAUUAUUUCACUAUCAGGCUUCUUCCCGCUUUCUGAAAACAAUGGUAGUCGCAGCAGGACUGGUGGACUAAGUGUGUCCCUUGCAGGAUCAGAUGGUCGAGUUUUGGGUGGUGGAGUUGCUGGAAUGCUAUUGGCAGCAUCUCCUGUGCAGGUAAUUUUGGGAAGUUUUAUCACGGAGGGGAAAAAAUCCAACCCAAAUAAUUUGACAUCUGGUCCAUCUUCAUCAACAGCACCUCAUAUGUUGAACUUUGGUGCACCUGUGACAUCUAGUCCUCCCUCUGAUGAACGCUCAAGUGAUUCUUCAGAUGACAAUGGCAGUAGCCCUCUUAACAGAGCCAGUGGGCUUUUCAGUAAUCCUUCUCAGUCGUAUCAUAAUAUGCAUAUGUACCAUCAUCUAUGGUCUGGCCAAGCUUCGCAAUGAAGACGAAGCUGUGAUAAUGCUACUGACAUAGUAAUUGAACUUGCAUAGUGGAUAGAUCAUAUCACUGAAAUACAAAUGGUAGAAGAUCUUCUGUCUUUCCCAUUUAGAUUGGGUAUUUGUAUAAUUCUCUUUAGUCAUAGUCCUCUUUUGCAUCUCUGUUUGAUGCAAUAGCUACUGUUGACAGAUGAGGAAGUGCAGCCUGUUUAUUUAUUGUUUCUUCUCCUUUGACCUCAAUGAUCAUCGUAUGGUUGAUUAUCAA
This is a messenger RNA of Mangifera indica (mango), 1772 nucleotides long. RefSeq names its product AT-hook motif nuclear-localized protein 13-like. Gene Ontology annotation, molecular function: minor groove of adenine-thymine-rich DNA binding. The record is from RefSeq and is a predicted model, not a curated record. The transcript is spliced from 5 exons. Lineage: Eukaryota; Viridiplantae; Streptophyta; Magnoliopsida; Sapindales; Anacardiaceae. Bases 425 to 1513 code for a protein of 362 amino acids.